UCGAUGGGAUGGAAUAUCUAAUUAUUAUAUACUGUAAGUGAAUAGCUUCACAGCUGAUCUAUGAAGAUUAAUUCCCAUAAAAUUUUUUUUGCUGGUUGUGGCAAGUUGUAUUGUUUUUGUUGACGAAAAAAUACUUUAGAAUAAAAGUAUAGUAUACAAUACAAAACUGUUUACAUAAAUCUAAUGGAAAUUCAUCGCGCAUCGGUCCUUUUGAGUGGAAAGGAAGAAAUUUUGUCCCUUUGUAAUAAAAACAAAGAAAUUUUGGAAUGUAUUUCAGGAAGAAAUAAUUUGGAAUUAGCGGAUUUUAAACUCUUGAAUAAUAUGAAUCUACGAAAGAAAGGUUGCAAUGAACAAAUCAGACCCGAAAAUUUCGAAAAAGAUGAUGGAUAUAAUAUGAAUAAGUUGUUAAAUCCACAAGAUAUAUAUGCUAACCUGCAAAGAGAAAAAUCAAUAAACGUUUAUUGUCGGACUAGAAAGCACACAGAGAAUCAGCAACUUUCAGAUAAAGAUCUGAACCAGAAUAUAGCAGACAUUUUUGAAAACAAUAUGAAAGCUGUCCUCGCAAAUAUGAAGAAAUACUUACUAGAAGAGCCACUUUCAUCUGAAUUGCAAAAAUCUUUUAAGCAUAUUUUUUGUCAUACAGAGGAUGCAUUGUCCUGCCGGAAAAGUGGGUACAAGACUGUAUUAAGAAAUAUGAGUUUCGAAAUUUUAGGGAAGUCUCCAUUACAGCCAAUAGCUCGACAGAAUGGCAUACAGUUGCUGCAAGAAUUUCAAGAUUUUCCAUUGUUUUGUGAAGAAAUAAUUAAUUACUUAACAAAAGUUUUAAUGCGCUUAUCUGUGUUAAUCUAUGAGAAUACGUCUGAUGGUUUAAAAGUGGUUGAUGAAACAGUAUUUUUACUGCACUCAUUGAAAAAACUUUUGGAGAUAUUUUCGGAGAUAAGCAAGGAUUUAAACAAUGAAUUAGUUGGCAACAAUUCAAAAUAUAUUGAAUAUAAGAAAAGUUACAAUAAUUCGAUGUGGAAGAGUUUUCAACACAAGAAAGUGCAAAAAUGGAAGGCCCGAGUAGAAAAAUUUAGGAAGUCAAACUAUGCGCAGGUGUCUUUUAUAGCAGGAAAAUGUGCUGAAUUACUUAAUAUUCACUUUGAAUAAAAAAUGCAAGUUUUUUGGAUCCUAAUAAGAAAACCAUUACUUUUUAUUUAUAAAUGCGUACAGCAAAUUUUCAUAUUUUAAAUAUUUUUAGUGUUUCAUACUAAAUACGUUCUAAGGAUUUAAUAAGAAAUAUUUAAAUUCUCAGAUAUUACAUUGUAAUACUUAUGUCUAUAUGAUAUUAAAUACUUGUAAUUAUGCAAGGCCUUCUUGUAGACACGGA
Belonocnema kinseyi is the source of this 1369-nucleotide messenger RNA. RefSeq lists its product as uncharacterized. Bases 184 to 1149 code for a protein of 321 amino acids. NCBI's taxonomy places the organism in Eukaryota, Metazoa, Arthropoda, Insecta, Hymenoptera, Cynipidae. The transcript is spliced from 4 exons. The record is from RefSeq and is a predicted model, not a curated record.